AAAAGUAUACAGUAAAUGGAAAUGAAAGAACUAAAAGCAGUCCAGAAAAAGACUCAAUCGCACAACAGCAGGUGUCUCUUCACUCUCAUGGCUGCUGCGUAUUCCCUCAUUUCUACAUUCUUCUCCAACUCUCCUUCCCCUUCCACCGCAUUUUCUCGCUCCCCAAACACAAAAUCUAUUUUCUCCCUCUCCAGACAUCGGGUGUGCCUCCAUCGGAGCCCUAAUCUCACCACCUUCGCCCUCCACAACCACCACAACCAUUCCUCCCAAGCCCCGCUCUCCUCCGCCCUUGAUUCUCUCCUCGUCCUCUGCACCUCCGUCGCUCUCUCCUUCUCUCUCUUCGUCGCCGAUGUUGACUCCGCCUCCGCAUUUGUGGUCACAGCUCCCCGAAAAUUGCAGAACGAUGAGCUCGCUACUGUUCGGCUGUUUCAGGAGAAUACGCCAUCUGUUGUCUACAUCACCAACCUCGCUGCCAGGCAGGAUGCAUUCACAUUGGAUGUGUUGGAAGUGCCGCAGGGGUCUGGUUCAGGUUUUGUGUGGGAUAAGGAUGGUCACAUUGUCACAAAUUAUCAUGUAAUUCGCGGUGCAUCUGAUCUCAGGGUUACUCUUGCUGACCAGACAACUUAUGAUGCAAGAGUCGUUGGAUUUGACCAAGACAAAGAUGUUGCUGUUUUGCGUGUUGAUGCACCAAAGGAGAAGCUGAGACCCAUACCUGUUGGUGUCUCUGCAGACUUGCUUGUUGGCCAGAAAGUCUAUGCUAUUGGGAAUCCGUUUGGACUUGAUCAUACUCUUACAACUGGUGUUAUCAGUGGGCUUAGGAGGGAAAUCAGUUCUGCUGCUACGGGCCGUCCAAUUCAGGAUGUUAUACAGACGGAUGCUGCUAUUAAUCCUGGUAAUAGUGGAGGACCACUUCUUGAUAGUUCGGGAAGCCUUAUCGGGAUAAAUACAGCUAUAUAUUCUCCCUCUGGUGCAUCUUCUGGUGUCGGAUUUUCAAUUCCAGUUGACACUGUAAGCGGCAUUGUCGACCAAUUGGUGAGGUUUGGAAAAGUCACAAGACCUAUUUUAGGAAUUAAGUUUGCGCCUGAUCAGUCUGUGGAGCAGUUGGGUGUAAGUGGGGUCCUUGUUUUAGAUGCUCCUGCAAACGGUCCUGCUGGCAAAGCGGGCCUACUACCAACCAAACGUGAUGCCUAUGGCAGACUUAUUUUAGGUGACAUCAUAACAUCGGUGAAUGGAAAAAAGGUUUCCAAUGGAAGCGACUUGUACAGAAUUCUUGACCAGUGUAAAGUGGGUGACACGGUAUGCUUCCUUCAACCCAUCCGCUAUAUUAUUGUUUCUGCUUGUGUGAUUUUGACCAAUAAUAAUGUUUUUCAAAAAUUAAAACUUGCAUGUGUUUAGAGCUUUAAAAUUGCCAUAAUCUGAUGGAGGUAGCACAUUUGAACCCAUUCUCCAGGUUGUAGCUCUGUAGGAACUUUUAUUUUAUUAUUAUUAUUUUUAUUUUAUUUUCAAGAAGCAGUGAACUUCCUCUUUAGGCAACAUUGGGAGGUGAUUACUGAACCCUUGGUUCACAAAAAAUGAUUUCCUUGAAGUUCCCACAAACAUCAAAAGCAUAAUCCGUGGGAUCUUUUUCUCAUGUGCGCAUCUUGGGCAUGACAAACCACCUUAAAAACUGUUGUGCAUGAAUGUUGAAGGCUGACUUACAUCAAAACCUAUUAAUAAUAGCUAAGUAUUGAUUGUGUUGAGAUACUCAGGUGACUGUGGAGGUGUUGCGCGGUGACCACAUAGAGAAAAUCCCUGUACUCCUUGAGCCAAAGCCCGACGAGUCUUAAAGACUCUUAGAUGAAAACAAAAAACAAAAUCAUGGACACGAGAAAAUGCCAAUUGCUUUUUGUGUAUUAAUUGUUUCACACCAAAUGAUGUUGUAAAUAUUCCAUCCAUGUUUUAUACAUAUUUACUACUGAGUACAAAAAACUUAUCCUCUGAUCA
This is a messenger RNA of Vitis vinifera (wine grape), 1983 nucleotides long. Its product is annotated as protease Do-like 1, chloroplastic. The record is from RefSeq and is a predicted model, not a curated record. Gene Ontology annotation, biological process: proteolysis. Bases 16 to 1395 code for a protein of 459 amino acids. Gene Ontology annotation, molecular function: serine-type endopeptidase activity; protein binding. Lineage: Eukaryota; Viridiplantae; Streptophyta; Magnoliopsida; Vitales; Vitaceae. The transcript is spliced from 7 exons.